Molecule: messenger RNA, 345 nt
Organism: Rotaria sp. Silwood1
Lineage: Eukaryota; Metazoa; Rotifera; Eurotatoria; Philodinida; Philodinidae
Source: the annotation of a GenBank genome assembly
AUGGAUGAAGCUGAUAAAAGAUUUAAUCUAAAAAAAGAAAAAUCUAUUUUUCAUAUGCGCAUAGAUAUUGACGACGAAGAGGAAGAAGAAGAAGAAGAAGAAGAAGAUGUGCCUGAAGAAGGUUUUGUCGCACAAACAAAUAUUCAUGAUACAACAGCAGUUGUUAUUUAUCAAGCUGAACGAUCAAAAUUUUCUAUAGUUGACAAUGAAAUGGAUUCAAUUGAACAAUAUGUACACGAACGUUAUGGUCGAAAUAUUGAAAUACUAGCUGAUGAUGAAGAACAAAUUUCAUAUGAAAUAACUCAACAAAGUUUAUUACCUGAUGUUAAAUCAUCUAUUCUUUGA